AAGCUUUACUAUUUCGUAGAACCAUACGAUUAAAAUUUCACAGAAAUAGUUAAACACCUUAUGUGUAAUUUAUCAUCAUGUUUAUAUCCGUAUUUUUUCGGUUGAAACUUUGUAUAUAUAGGUAUAAACUUUACCAUUAUUGUUCAUAAUCAACAUAUCAAGACAAACAGUGUAUUGUGACUGAUUUAACAUUGCUUUUUCUCUACUGUCUCUACUAUGUCUACCAUGAAUUCCAGAUCACUACUUCGUUUUUGUUCCAUUCUAAUUUUUGUUAUACUUGCUGUUAACUCUGUUCCCCUGAGUUCAGAAUAUGAUUUAAGGGAAAAGAGAGAAGCUGUUCCAUCCGUUAAAGCCGUUAACGUAGAUUUGGAAGAUGGUUUGAGAAAGAAACGUGAAGCUGUACCGUCUGUCAAAGCCGUCAACGUCGACUUAGAAGAUGGUUUGAGAAAGAAACGUGAAGCUGUACCGUCUGUCAAAGCCGUCAACGUCGACUUAGAAGAUGGUUUGAGGAAAAGACGUGAAGUUGUACCAUCAGUAAAAGCCGUCAACGUCGAUUUGGAAGAUGGUUUGAGAAAGAAACGUGAAGCUGUACCGUCUGUCAAAGCCGUCAACGUCGAUUUGGAAGAUGGUUUGAGAAGGAAACGUGAAGCUGUACCGUCUGUCAAAGCCGUCAACGUCGACUUAGAAGAUGGUUUGAGGAAAAGACGUGAAGCUGUACCAUCAGUAAAAGCCGUCAACGUCGAUUUGGAAGAUGGUUUGAGAAAGAAACGUGAAGCUGUACCGUCUGUCAAAGCCGUCAACGUCGAUUUGGAAGAUGGUUUGAGAAAGAAACGUGAAGCUGUACCGUCUGUCAAAGCGGUCAACGUCGAUUUGGAAGAUGGUUUGAGAAGGAAACGUGAAGCUGUACCGUCUGUCAAAGCCGUCAACGUCGAUUUGGAAGAUGGUUUGAGAAAGAAACGUGAAGCUGUACCGUCUGUCAAAGCCGUCAACGUCGAUUUGGAAGAUGGUUUGUGAAAAAAGCGUGAAGCCUAAUUUUUUUAACCGUUUUGUCUAGAUACAAAUGUAAGUGCGGAAUGUGAAAAAAAUGAGUGUACAUGAAGCUUUGUAAUACAGACAUGCUUAUGUAUAUAAAUGUACGUAUACGUUUCAAUACUUGUGGUCUCGUUUAUUUUAUUGAUUCAUUACGACAGCAUCCCUUUGUUUUCGUAAAACAUUGUCUGCAUUUUGAUUUGUUGAUUGUCUUUGUUUUGUAAAAGAUUGCUUGUUAUACUUUUUAUAUAAAAAUUAUGUUCUUUGUUUAA
Molecule: messenger RNA, 1301 nt
Organism: Mytilus trossulus (common blue mussel)
Lineage: Eukaryota; Metazoa; Mollusca; Bivalvia; Mytilida; Mytilidae
Exons: 2
Coding region: 217-1014 (265 amino acids)
Source: RefSeq, a predicted model, not a curated record